AUGAGUCUACUACCUUUGCUCCCACAGCAGCAGCGGACAACAACGCGGUAUGAACCGCUGGCUGCACAGAAAACAAGUGUUGCAUUCCGCCCAAAAUUGCCCGGCAUCGCCGGUAGUGAUAAGACGUUGUCGCGUGACUUUUCUUUGCUCUGCGGUAAGUAUGCACCAUUGCACCGUGCUGCGCUCAUGGGGUUGACAGCAGGAUCUGAAGGAAGGGCAACGUGUCAGCAAAGGUCGAUGGCGUCGCUUCAGCGUGCGUUACAUUGGCUCAUGUAUCAAGAAAAACAGGAGCGUGCUCUCAUUGUGUCGACCUCACUUGCAAUGUCACCUGUACAGUACUACGGCGAUGAGAAAGUUGAGGGCUCUUGGCCCCCUUGGAGGUUUACGCGAGAUCCACCUAUCAUCACCACUGAGGAGGAGUUGGUGACCACGGUGAAAAAGUCUUUCACGGGGGUUUUUCAACGCAUUCACAGUGAAAACGCGUCGCUGAAGCGUCUAGAAGAGGAGGAAUCUGCCUGUCGUGAGCGUGACAUAGUUGAGCCAUGGUCCUUUCUUUGGAGAAAGGUGGGGAUCUUUCAGGAGCUACUGCAAGGGAAGGUGAUGAUCUGGAAGGAAUUCUUGCAGCGGCUGGAGGUGUGGCGUCAGUUGACUGAGGUCAUUCGAGAAGAGAAGCUUGCCAGAUUAUCUUUCCUUAGCGAAUAUGUAUCUUGCAGAGCCCCUUUACCAUGUAAGCAUCUUCUUUGGGAUUUGGAAGUCCUUGAGGAGUCGGCGGUACCUUUGGAGCCGGAGGUGAACCUUUUGUGUCUCUUUGUAUCCAUCGUGGUUGGGGAAAAUGCCUCUCUACAGGACUCCUUGCUUGUCGAGCGGGAGGAGGAGUUGUCUGUCUGUCAUCGGAAACAUAGACUGUGUGUUUCAGCGUUUGCUGGAAUUCAACAAAUUAGAAGGAAUGAGGCGGAACGUUUUGAAACGCUCAUGGAAUAUCAUGCGUUUUGCGUGAAGCUGGCGAAAGGGAAAAAUGCAUACACCAUCCUCCAGAAGCCUCAUCGUCCACAAGUGAAGACCACAAGAGAGAAAUCCCUUGAAAUGAGGCGUCAAUACCUGCGUCGUAUGGUAGAUUUGAAGGGGUCUCUUAUUUUUCCAUACUUUACAUAUCUAACUAUUGUAAAGAACGUUGGUGUGGAGAGAGGCACGCGGGCAGAAAUUACGAAGCAUGAAUUUGUGGAGUUUUGUUUCCUCAUGUAUACAUAUGAAGGUCUUUGUCGACAUGCUGUUGCUGCAGAGGAGGAACUGCUUAUGCAGAAGGUGGUGAUGGAUGUGGAGGCUCAUGAACGGCAGAUUAUUUGUCGAACUGAAACCGAGGCAUUGGAAAAAGAUAUUCAACCGGAUGAGUUUUUGUGUCGUUCUCGCACACUGAUGCAAGCCCAGUUGGCGGAUCGUGAGCGAGAACUUCAAAGCACACGGCUGCGAGUGACCAUUCAACUUUUGGUGGAAUAUGAGCGGUAUCAUCGAGGGGGGAUCAUGCUGUUUGAGAAGAAGUUGCGAACAAUGAAUCGUUUGAUGUUUUUUGCCAUUUUCUGCAGAGAUGGGGAGAAGUACGUGGUGCGGCGAUGGAUGCUCCAGCAUGAGGUGCGGUUGUUGGUAGAGGAAGAAGAACAAAUGCGACUGCGUAUUGUGAAUGAAGAGGCGGCAUGUAUCUUCACUCCCGCUACCGCACACACUUGGCUGGUCGAGUACGGUGACACAAUGUACGGGAAAGUCCAGAAGAAAAAGCUUCAAGACGCGAGCUGUCGUCUCAUGGAGGAACAGCAGCAGGCGCGGGAAGUUGUAGUCUCACAGUGCCUGUGGGAACGUCGGGUUCUUUUUCAGGAGGCGCUGUGUGUCCCUUUAUGUUCCACGAAGUCGGGAACAAAUACGCCGGCCUGCUGUGGCUGCCGUGAAAGAGUGAAGGGUGAGUUGGACAUUCGAAAAGUCAUGGUUUCGGACCUCUCGGAGUUUCUUCCAGGCGACGUCAUUCUCACUCUAUUUGGUUUUUCCGCACUGUAG
Molecule: messenger RNA, 2043 nt
Organism: Trypanosoma cruzi
Lineage: Eukaryota; Euglenozoa; Kinetoplastea; Trypanosomatida; Trypanosomatidae
Exons: 1
Coding region: 1-2043 (680 amino acids)
Source: RefSeq, a predicted model, not a curated record